Messenger RNA from Choloepus didactylus (southern two-toed sloth), 7683 nucleotides. It is a transcript of the gene TSPOAP1, whose product is annotated as TSPO associated protein 1. The record is from RefSeq and is a predicted model, not a curated record. The transcript is spliced from 31 exons. Gene Ontology annotation, biological process: neuromuscular synaptic transmission. NCBI's taxonomy places the organism in Eukaryota, Metazoa, Chordata, Mammalia, Pilosa, Megalonychidae. Bases 997 to 6690 code for a protein of 1897 amino acids. Gene Ontology annotation, cellular component: mitochondrion. Gene Ontology annotation, molecular function: protein binding.
CCCCACAGCCCAGCAGCAUCAGCUCUGCCAGCCGGUCCAGCCCACCAGUCCAGCGCCAUCACCAUGGAAACCAGCAGCUGACUUCCUAUUGGUGGGCGGGAGAGGAGGGGAGGAGAGGGCUGGCUUUCCCCAGCUCACCCCCCACCCCAUUCCGAGGCUCAGCCCUCCUCGGCGCCCACCAUCUCGGGGCUCCAGGGCUGUUGGAGGCUCCUGCAGUCUCCAGAGCGGAGUUCAGCCAGGGCAGAGACUAUGAGGCAGGCGGCCCACCGGCCCAGGCCUCCCUAGGACCAGUCCGGCUGCCCAGCCAGCGAGCAGCAGAGAGAGCAGGGAGCGAGAAAGGACCACGGCGGACCGCUGGCCAGCACCCCAGCAGGCUGAGGAGCUGUGAUGGAUGGCCAGACCCACAGACACUGACGGACACACAAUGACACCGAUGCCCACAGCUGCACAACACUGACACACUCCGAUCUACAACCAGUAACAGCAUCACACACUACCACAGUCCCGCAAUACAGACACACACACACGGAAACGACUGGUAACUGUGACACAGGCACAGACAGUGACACACAGCACACCCCUCACAACACACAUGAGGGGGGGCACUCAUCCUCCAGCACACACAGACAGUGCUGCCUUGCACAGACAGACCUAGAGACACACACACACACCCUCACCCAGGCGCUGCUGUUGGGGGCCCCUGCACAACCUUCCCACCGCCACAGGAACACCCUCAUUUUGCCACACAUUCAGGCACGCACACAGGCAGCCACGAGCAAACACAGCUUGCAAACCCACAGCUCCAGCUCCCGCAGCCCAGAUUCCUUCUGCAGCCUCCGACGUGGGCAGGGAAGAGCUCAGCCAAUCUUGGAUGGAGCCUCAGUGAAGCCAAGAGCUCAGAGGAGAAAGAGUCUAGCUUGGCAUGACCCUUGCCAGCCCCUCCACUUGGCUGGGUGAUGUCCCCUGGCCCGGGUCCUGGGGCCCCUUGGCAGUACCAUGGAGCAACUGACACCCCUGCUACGGCCUGGAGACCCUGGAGCCAUGGAGCUGUGGGCCCGGCCCGCCUGGCAGAGCUGGACUCCAGGCCAGGAGGGUGAAACUGGAGGCACAGCCCCAAGCAUUGCUGAUAUGCCGGCAGCUCUGCAGGUUGGAGAAUCAAGGCCAGAGGAGAGCUCAGAGCCCAAGGGAGUCCAGAGCCCAGGGCCUAUGGGGGGCACUGACCCUGAAGGGGCACAAGCUGGACUGCCCAUCCUGGGGUGGCAAACAGAGAGCCCUGAAGCUGUCUGCCCGAGACAGGAGGAUGAGGAUGUGGAGGCUUUCCCUAAGGCCAAGCUGAGCAUGGGCUUUGAGGACAGACCCAACCUGGAGCUGCUGAGGGCCCUGGGGGAGCUGCAGCAGCGCUGUGCGGUCCUUAAGGAGGAAAACCAGAUGCUGAGAAAGAGCAGCUUUCCCGAGACGGAGGAGAAGGUGCGGAGGCUGAAGCGGAAGAAUGCCGAGCUGGCAGUCAUUGCCAAGCGCCUGGAGGAGAGGGCCCGGAAGCUGCAGGAGACUAACCUGAGGGUGGUGAGCGUCCCCAUGCCCCGUCCGGGGGCCAGCUUGGAGUUGUGCCGGAAGGCACUGGCCCGCCAGCGAGCCCAGGACCUCAGCGAGACGGCCAGCGUCCUGCUGGCCAAGGACAAGCAGAUUGCCGCCCUGCAGCUGGAGUGCAGGGAGCUGCAGGCCAGGCUCACCCUGGUGGGCAAGGAGGGCCCCCAGUGGCUCCACGUGCGGGACUUCGACCGGCUUCUGCGCGAGUCCCAGCGGGAGGUGCUGCGGCUGCAGAGGCAGAUCGCCCUGCGCAACCAGCAGGAGCCGCCCCCGCCACCCAGGCCCCCGGGCCCCGCUGCCCGGACCAGAGCAGGGGCUCCCGCCCCUGGGGCUCCGGGAGAGGCCUUUCCCCAGGAGGAUGUGGACAACCCACAGGUGGUCAUAGGGGAGCCAGAAAAACAGCAGCAGGUGCAGCAGCUGGAGUCCGAGCUCAGCAAGAAGCGCAAGAAAUGUGAGAGCCUGGAGCAGGAAGGCCGGAAGAAGCAGAGGCGCUGUGAGGAGCUGGAGCUGCAGCUGAGAGAGGCCCAGAGUGAGAAUGCCCGCCUCGUGGAGGAGAACUCUCGGCUCAGUGGGAGAGCCACGGAGAAGGAGCAGGUAGAGUGGGAGAAUGCAGAACUGAGGGGCCAGCUUCUGGGGGUGACAGAGGAGAGAGAUUCUGCCCUUCGCAAGAGCCAGGGCCUGCAGAGCAAGCUGGAGAGCCUGGAACAGGUGCUGAAGCACAUGCGGGAGGUGGCCCAGCGGCGGCAGCAGUUGGAGGUGGAGCAUGAGCAGGCGCGGCUCAGCCUGAGGGAGAAGCAGGAGGAGGUCCAGAGGCUGCAGCAGGCCCAGGCAGAAGCCAAGAGGGAACAUGAAGGGGCCGUGCAGCUGCUGGAGUCUACCUUGGAUUCCAUGCAGGCCCGGGUUCGAGAGCUCGAGGAGCAAUGCCGCAGCCAAACUGAGCGCUUCAGCCUCCUGGCACAGGAGCUCCAGGCCUUCCGUCUGCACCCAGGCCCCUUGGAUCUGCUUACCUCUGCCCUGGGCUGCAGUGCUCUUGGGGAACGCCCACCACCCCCUUGCUGCUGCUCCACCCCCCAGCCCUGCCGGGGACCCGGCCCCAAAGACCUUGACCUCCCGCCGGGCUCCCCAGGGCGCUGCACCCCAAAGUCUUCCGAGCCUGCCCCCGCCACCCUUGCUGGGAUCCCUCGAAGGACGGCCAAGAAGGCAGAGUCUCUGUCCAACUCCUCUCGCUCUGAGUCCGUCCACAACAGCCCCAAGUCAUGCCCUACCCCAGAGGUGGACACAGCCAGUGAGGUGGAGGAGCUGGAGGCAGACAGUGUCUCCCUGCUCCCAGCAGCCCCGGAGGGCAUCCGGGGAGGAGCCAGGAUCCAGGUCUUCCUCGCACGCUACAGCUACAACCCCUUCGAGGGCCCCAAUGAGAACCCGGAGGCAGAGCUGCCACUGACUGCUGGCGAGUACAUCUACAUCUAUGGCAACAUGGAUGAGGAUGGCUUUUUUGAAGGUGAGCUCAUGGAUGGCCGAAGGGGCCUGGUCCCCUCCAAUUUUGUGGAGCGUGUGUCUGACGAUGACCUCCUGACCACCCUUCCUCCAGAGCUGGCCGAUUUGUCCCACAGCUCAGGCCCCGAACUCAGUUUCCGGAGUGGAGGUGGGGGUGGCAGCAGCAGUGGGGGCCAGAGCUGCGGGGGACAUAGCCAGCCCCGACCCGAGGAGGAGGACACAGUGGACGAGCUCAGCCUGAGCCCCGCGCCGGAGGGCCUGGGCGAGUCCCCUGCUGUGCCUUACCCCUGCCAUCUGGUGGUCCUCAAGCAACUUGCCCACAGCGUGGUGCUGGCCUGGGAGCCGCCCGCUGAGCGAGUGGAGCUGCUCGGCUACCAUAUCUGCGUGAACGGAGAGCUGCGCCAGGCCCUGGAACCCGGGGCACCCCCCAAGGCUGUGCUCGAGAACCUGGACCUGCGGGCCGGGCCCCUCCACAUCUCGGUCCAGGCCCUGAGCAGCCGAGGCAGCUCCGACCCCCUGCGCUGUUGCCUGGCUGUGGGCACCCAGGCUGGGCUGGGGCCCAGCCAGCUGCGGGUCCGUCGGCUGACAGCCGUGUCUGCUGAGAUCACCUGGGUGCCCAGCAAUAGCAGCUUGGCCCAUGCCAUCUACCUCAAUGGGGAGGAGUGCCCACCUGCCCGCCCCAGCACCUACUGGGCCACCUUCUGCUGCCUGCGGCCUGGCACACCCUACCAGGCCCGAGUGGAGGCUCAGCUCCCACCCCACGGGUCCUGGGAACCAGGCUGGGAGCGGCUGGAGCAGCGGGCUGCCACCCUGCGGUUCACCACACUCCCAGCUGGCCCACCCGAUGCCCCGCUGGAUGUGCAGAUCGAGCUGGGGCCCUCCCCUGGAAUCUUGAUCAUCAGCUGGCUCCCAGUCACCAUCGACGCUGCUGGCUCCUCCAACGGCGUCCGGGUCACAGGCUACGCCAUCUAUGCCGACGGACAGAAGAUCAUGGAGGUGGCCUCGCCCACGGCCGGCAGUGUGCUGGUGGAGCUGUCCCAGCUGCAGCUGCUGCGGGCGUGCCGCCAGGUGGCCGUGCGCACCAUGUCGCCCCACGGCGAGUCGGCCGACUCCCUCCCGGCCCCCAUCGCCCCGGCCCUGGCCCAGGCCGGCCUGCCAGCCAGGGUCUCCUGCCCCUCACCUCGAUCAGGCCUGGAGGCCAGACCACCUGCUACUCCAGCCUCCCCAGGACCUAGAAACCCCAGCUCUCCCCUCCGGCAUCCCACCCCCUUUGGAACUCGAGAGCCCCCAGGAAGCCCGCCAGCAAGCCCUCCCAGACAGACAUCAAGAGGAUCCCAAGAGGAGCCUCCAGUGCCUUGCUCCCAGGAGAAGGCCAGGGCAGCAGGGCUGGGCACUUCGGCAGAGAGAAGGACCAACGAGCUGACCCUGGGAGAGGCAGGCCCGGGCCCUGCAGCUCCCUCACUGGCCAAGGAGGAGGGGCUGCAGGCCACGGGAGAGGCCCGCCCAUGGCCCUGCUCCACCCAGGGGGUGCCAGCCCAAGGGACGCCGGGCGCCGAAGCCUGCCUCGGGGGAGACGUGGGGCGGACCAGAGCCGAGAGGGAGGACACGGCAGAGCUCGGGGCCCGUCUGGCGAGCUCCCUUGUGGACCAGGGCCGCAACUCAGACCUGUCAGACAUCCAGGAGGAGGAAGAGGAGGAGGAGGAGGAGGAGGAAGAGGAGCUGGGUUCCAGGCCUGGCUCUUUCCAGAAGCAAGUUGCUGGCAACAGCAUCAGGGAGAACAGGGCCAAGCCCCAGUCCGACUCCUCGUGUGAGACUGACAGCGACGAGGAGAUCUUGGAGCAGAUCCUGGAGCUGCCCCUCCAGCAGUUCUGCAGCAAGAAGCUCUUUAGCAUCCCCGAGGAGGAGGAAGAGGAGGACGAGGAGGAGGAGGACGAGGAGGAGAAGCCGGGGUCAGGCCCCUCUCCCCGAGGUCCUUGCCCGCCUGAGCCUGCGUUGCUGGGGCUGGGCUGUGAAGGCAGUCAGCCCCGAGGACCGAGCCCAUGUCCCUUGUCUCCCGAGCCCUGCAGGGCCGGGGACUGCCCGGAGGAUGUGCCCACACUAGUUGGCGGAAACAGCCGGAGGAGAGGAGGUGGCUCCCCCGAGAAACCCCCAAACCGCAGGCGGCCCCCAGAUCCCCGUGAACAUUGCAGCCGACUCCUCAGCAAUGGCGGGCCCCAGGCCCCUGGACGACCAGACCCCACGCGGGAGAGGGGCAGCCCCACUGUGGGCGAGGGGGCCAGGGGAGGACCAGAGGCUGGUGGGAGAGGGCGGCCGGCCCCUUCCCGGAGGUGCCACCGGGGCCGGGCCCUGGAAUCUGGCCUGGCCAGCUGCCUCUCUCCCAAGUGCUUGGAAAUCAGCAUUGAAUACGAUUCUGAGGAUGAGCAGGAGGCGGGCGGCGGGGCCAACAGUAUCACCAGCUCCUGCUACCCCGAAGAUGGGGAAGCCAGGAGCAUGGCACCCAUGGGAAGGCCCUGGGGGCCUCUGAAGGCCAAUGCAGGCCCCAACCCCUACCCACGCCCCACGGCCUGGGAGAAAGGGGAGCCAGAGCGGAGAGGCCGCAGUGCGUCUGGCAGAGCCAAGGAGCCACCCUCCCGGGCCACAGAAACUGGGGAGCCCAGAGGGCAGGACAGCUCUGGGCGGAGGGGUCCCCCGCGGAGAGAGGGCCGGGCCCCCAGGCCGGGCUCCUGCAAGCUGGCUCUCUCCACAGCCCCUCCGAGUAGCCCCCUGGAAGAGGCGCUGGCUUACCGGGACCUACCUGUCAGGGUCUUUGUGGCUCUGUUUGACUACGACCCUGUGUCAAUGUCCCCCAACCCUGAUGCCGGGGAAGAGGAGCUCCCCUUCCGGGAGGGGCAGAUUCUGAAGGUGUUUGGUGAUAAGGACGCUGAUGGCUUCUACUGGGGUGAAGAUGCGGGCAGGACAGGCUACAUCCCCUGCAACAUGGUGGCGGAGGUGGCCGUAGACAGCCCCGUGGGGAGACAGCAGCUGCUCCAGCGGGGUUAUCUGUCCCCAGAUGUCCUCGUUGAGGGCUCAGGGAAUGGGCCCUCCAUGUACUCCACAACCCGCACGACUGGGCCUCCCCCCAAGCCCCGGCGCUCCAAGAAAGGCCCCCCCAAGCCAGUCUCCUCAGCGGGCCUGAAGGCAACCCACUCCAUGGUGGCUGUUUUUGACUACAACCCCCGGGAGAACUCCCCCAACGUGGACGUGGAGGCGGAGCUGCCCUUCCGGGCAGGGGACAUCAUCACUGUGUUUGGGGGCAUGGACGAUGACGGUUUCUACUAUGGGGAACUGAAUGGACAAAGGGGUCUGGUUCCAUCCAACUUCCUGGAGGGCCUUGGGCCUGAAGCAGGCAGCCCGGACUGGGAGCCUGGGACACCCCUGGCCGAGAGUCAGGACUGGGCCAGCUCAACACAAGGGGCCCCUGUGUCCCAAGGCAGACCCUAUGUCCCCAGCCCUGGCAGCCCCUCCGGGACUGAGCUGGGGGACCCACAGGGUACAAGCGAGAAGGUGCGUUGUCUCCUCUCCAAGGGGAAGCAGCUCCUCAGGAAACUGAGCUCUGGGAAGAAGGAGUGAAGCUGUGGCCCAUCCUGCAGGCAGAAGCAGCCCCCCGAGGCCCCCUGAGGACCCCAGAUCUUUGUCCUGACCGGGCAGGGAGGGCCCCAGACUUGGAUGGGAAUCAAAGAGACUUGGUGAAGAUCAAAGUUAGAUGGUCCUUAAGGAUGAAUCCUCUAGAUGGGCACCUUCCACUCACAGGAGGGGAAACCUGGGCCAAGGUCUCCCAGCACCUGAGUCACGCAGCCAGGAUUGGACCCAGAACUCUGGACUCCUAGUCCAGUGCUUUUCCCACCAUCCUAGGCUAGACCCUUCCCCAGACCUCCCCAGAUCCCCGGGACCUUGAGGGGAGAGACGGGCCAUAACUUGGAUGGUGCUGGCUGCCCCUUCACGUCUGUCUUCCCUCCCAGAAGGAAAGUUUUGCACUGGAUUCUCCUGAGCCCCACCUUCCCACCGCGGCAGGAGGGGCGGAGCUGUGUAUAUAUGUACAUACUCAGUGCCUCGUUCCAGCUUCCUCCAUCUUGCUUCUACCGCGCAGGGCCAGGAAGGAGAACGGCCAUGCCAAAGCGGGCCUGAUCCCGCCCCCAUCGGGCGCCACCCGGCCCUGCCAGCCCGGCCUCUGGGCCCCUGUGUGUCCCACCCCAAGGGCCCAGCAGGGCCCUGCGGGCGGAAAGCAGGAGUUGGGUUUGCCUUAUUUUGCUCAUUGGAUUCAGUUUCUCUUUUGCAUUGUUUUUCUCUGGCCCCUGUACGAGUCCGGGGCUGGGGGAAAGGACAGAUGUAUGCAGCUAUUUUCAUACAUUCCCUGUGGAGAGUGGUUCUCCGCCCUCACCCUAACCACCCCGCCCCGCCCCGGGGCUGGGGGCGUGUCCCUGCAUGUUUCCCUUGCUGUGGUGGGAGAUGGUUCGACUGAACCCCCACCUGCACUUUGGUCUCAAGUCUUUCCAGGGAGUGUGGAAUGGUGGGGGGUUUUGUUUAAAAAGACAUUUUAUUAUAAUAAAAUCUAUUUUCACAAAA